UCAGCAUUUGGAAGUAUCUCAUUCUUUAAUCUUUACUCUUCACAUUCUUCGGGUUAAUUCCUUUUUCUUUUCUCAUACACCUUUCUGGACUGUCUCCUUGGUAAUUAUUAUCAUCAACAUGAUAUUCCUUCCGCUGACAAGAUCGGAGCCAUAGUUUCGACUUCAUUAUUUGUUGAUAAUCCUGGAAAGCUUUCUGUUGGCGGUCAAAUAUUAAUCACUGUGAUUAUCACUAUUGAAACCAUUCAUUGAUUAAAGAGUGACAGGUCCUGUGAAGAUUGUACUCCAAAAUCUGCCUUGAUAAGUGUGGUUGGUUUUCUAUAUGUCCAAAGGUGAAGAUAAAAUGAGUGACACAGUGAACGACCCAAAUUCCCAGGGGAAACGUACGAAUCCAGAAAACUGUAGAACCAAUCACAGUAGAGAUCCCAAUCCUGGAGAUGACCUUUGGACUGAUGGUCUUAUUUGUGCAUUUGAAUUUGUUCGAGGUCGGCGAAGAUCAAUUAAGUCAAAGCACUCAUCAAGGACCUCAGAUAGAUUACAAAUGGAAGGUGAAUAUUCAAAAAUGCUUGAUCCUUUAAAUGAUCUGAUAGAUUCCUCUUCCCCGAGGUUAUAUGGAAACAAGUUAUCAGAUUUGUCAUCUGCAAAUGACUUGAGGGGCAGUAGGUUACAUGCCAUAGAUGAUGAAAAGGACCGCAAGGUCCUUCAGUUUAGUCAAUCCGAUGUCACAGAAAAAUAUGAUGGUAGUCAUUGGGUGCCAAUUGGAUGGGCAAGGAUUUCCGAACUCGUCCAGAAAGUUCAGGUUGAUACAGUCUGGUCCUCUCAACACUUUGAGUUUGUUGAUGAGGAAGAUGAUCGCACUGUGGCUGAUCUGGCAGCUCCCUAUUGGGAGCGUCCUGCUGGGCCUAUAUGGUGGUGCCAUGUUUCUGCAGGUCACCCAAACAUUGAAGCUUGGCUCAGCAAUGCUCAAUGGUUACAUCCUGCCAUUAGUUUGGCUUUGAGAGAUGAAAGUCGGCUGAUAAGUGAUCGGAUGAAACAUCUCUUGUAUGAGGUCCCUGUCAGAGUUGCUGGGGGGCUGUUAUUUGAGCUCUUGGGACAAUCGGUUGGUGACCCUCUUGUUGAUGAAGAUGACAUCCCCAUUGUACUUAGGUCUUGGCAAGCUCAAAACUUCCUAGUAACCGUAAUGCAUGUAAAAGGAUCAGUUCCGAGUGUAAAUGUUCUGGGAAUCACAGAAGUUCAGGAGCUUCUUUCUGCAGGAGGGUACAACGUGCCCAGAACAGUCCAUGAAGUUAUAGCACAGCUUGCAUGCCGCCUUUCUCGAUGGGAUGAUAGGCUAUUCCGUAAAUCUAUAUUUGGUGCAGCAGAUGAGAUUGAAUUGAAGUUCGUGAACAGGAGAAACCAUGAAGACCUGAAUCUCUUUAGUGUAAUUCUUAAUCAAGAAAUCAGAAGGUUAUCAAGACAGGUAUGUUGACUUUUGCUGGUUUAG
Neltuma alba is the source of this 1480-nucleotide messenger RNA. RefSeq lists its product as uncharacterized. NCBI's taxonomy places the organism in Eukaryota, Viridiplantae, Streptophyta, Magnoliopsida, Fabales, Fabaceae. The coding region runs from base 320 to 1465 and encodes 381 amino acids. The record is from RefSeq and is a predicted model, not a curated record. The transcript is spliced from 6 exons.